This is a messenger RNA of Anguilla anguilla (European eel), 2722 nucleotides long. RefSeq names its product zinc finger protein 324A-like. The record is from RefSeq and is a predicted model, not a curated record. Lineage: Eukaryota; Metazoa; Chordata; Actinopteri; Anguilliformes; Anguillidae. The transcript has 4 exons. Gene Ontology annotation, biological process: regulation of transcription by RNA polymerase II. Gene Ontology annotation, molecular function: RNA polymerase II cis-regulatory region sequence-specific DNA binding; DNA-binding transcription factor activity. Bases 299 to 1900 code for a protein of 533 amino acids.
GGUGUACAGAAGAUCUCAUCAACGCAACGGAAAACUAACGAAGUGCUUAUUAUUGUCGGCUGAAAACGAGGCGCACACAAUAAGAUGCGUUUCAUUUUGAGUGUUUACGGUACAGUAUCAAUUUCGUCAUCACUGUUAGUUCAGCAACCCGGAAGUAAUCGUGGGUCUUGUGAAUGGCCAAAUGUCUGUAUUAAUAGUUUUGUCUCUUCGUUUCCGUAAAUAGCGUUUUCAGCCAAACAAAGAAGCAACUUUGUCUCCGAAGAUAUCGGGCGAAGCGAGUAUACAUUGACCAGGAAAAAUGUCAAAUUGCCUAGCUUUUCAUACACAGAUAGCCUCCAUUAUGGAGGUUUUGGCGAAUGCGGCCGUGGCAGAGAUCUGCCAAGUUGUGGACGAUGGAUACGCGGUUCUGCGCCUGGAAAUGUCCCAAUAUCAGAAGGAGAACAAGGCUCUGAAGCGCAAGCUGCAGGUGAUGGAGCGGCAGACCGCGCGCCGAUGCGCAGAGAGGGGAGGGUCGCGAGCGAGCUUUGUAGACGGGGCGCAAGUUUGCCGUAAAUUAAGAGAAACACCGAGGGCGCUUCCAGCGAAGGGGCAGUUCCCAGCUGUAGAGAGAGCCUUGGAUAACCGGAUAGAUGUCAGUCUAAAAAGAGACGAGCAGCCCAUUGUUCUGGAUGAAGAGGAUGCUCCGGCGGUGCCCACGGGCAGGAGCGACGGGGUCACCUCGCAUCAAAAUGCUUCGAGCACAGCGUGUGCAGUCAUGGAGGAGGGAAGGACUGAAGCACUUCUGAUAAAGGAGGAGAGACUCAAAGAGAACCUGGGGAACCACGACUGUCCAAGGGAGCUGAGGAACAGGAACGAGAGGGCGGUGGAAUCGGAGGCUCGGAGCAAGGGAAGCCCCCCCUCUGCAGAAUCACGGACCGCCUCGGCAAAACAAGAGCAGCUCCCUGAACAGCUGGCCGAAGACAAGCGCAGCGUUUGGGAGGUGAGCGCGCUCGGGUCCGGCCCGGAGGCAGACGCGGAGCGAGAAAGAGCAAAGAGCCUUCAGCACCCGGGGCCUGGAUCCAGAGUGCGAAGGCCGAGCAGCCUGGACUCUGAGUUUGUCAUGUUUGAAAGACCAGGCCAGCUGGGCUCUUACUGUGCACAAGGGGGCGCUGUCGCGGAGACGGAGGAUCCGUGUUGCUCUUACUCUACAGGAACGGGACAGGGCCUGUCCUAUCACGCAGAGAUGAGGCCGUUUUUGGGUACAGAGGAGGGUGGAGGGAACGGCCUGUCCCCUUUGGGGUCUCUGGACUGGAAGCCGGACAUCAUGGUGGUCGACCCGACGCCGGUCAAGCUGGAGCCCGAGGUGCCGUCUGCGUGGAACGCGGGGCCCGUUUUGGGACUGGGCGACGCGCCGCCACGGCCUUUCGAAGAAAUUGGGGAGAGGGGAGAGAUGCUGCCGGACAGCGCGCCCAACCUCUGCCUUCCGCCCGUCCUAACGACGGCGGGGGAGAAGGCCGCGGCGUCCAAGUACAUCGCUACGGAAACCGAGACGCAUCACAGAGCCGGCGCCGGGGAGAAACGCCUGUUCUACUCGUACUUCGAGAGAGGAUUCGCGCGCGCGCGAGACAGCGAGGCGCUCCAGGGCGUCGACCCGGAGGAGAGACAGUUCAGCUGCACGCAGUGCGGAAAGCAUUUCGCUCAUUCGGCUAACCUGAAGAGACACCAGCGCGUGCACACGGGAGAGAAACCGUACAGCUGCACGCAGUGCGAGAAGCGCUUCUCCCACCAGCACCAACUUAAAAUGCACCAGAGGGUCCACACGGGAGAGAGGCCCUUCAACUGCACCCACUGCGGAAAGAGAUUCACUCAGUCCAGUCACAUUAAAAGACAUCUGCUCGUGCACACCGGAGAGAUGAUGUAGACGCGCUUGUAUUUGCAGAAAGUGAUUUUCUGAGUUCUGUAAUCUUGCGGGACGCCAGAGUUUUCCCACGACAGAGUACAAGGAAUGAGUGUUUUUAUUCUUCAGGUGAUCUUCAUAGAAAUGACUGUUCGUUCCGGAGAAAGCCAAAGCCAUUCACUUGCACUAUGACGGAACUGUGUUUUAUUUGGGCGGCGCAUAUGCCCAGUUUUGUGUAGUCUCUUGAGGAGUGGGCUUACACGCAUUCAUAAUGCAGUUUUAUCAGCGUUAUCCCUGAGCACACAUGAUAACUCAGACUGUGUUUCGCAGAAACCCUGUUGAGAGCUCGUGAGGCAUUUGUAUUGUGGGAAAUUUUAUAUUUUAUAUUUACAGGCUGGAGUAUGAAGCAGAAAAGGAUUUUGGUGUGGUUAUACGUUUCUGUCUGAGGUGCCUGAUUAAAAAAAGUAAGUGAAAAUAAUACUGAACAUUGUAAUAACUCAUGUACUGUAUUUACAUGUUGCUAACAGUAUAUUUAUUACUCAGAAGAUAUGUGUAAAGAUUUUUCCAUUUAUAUUUUAUUUCAUGCAUAUAUUAAAUGAAUGGGAAUCGUACCGGUAAGUAAAUGUCAUUUUAAAUCCAGAGUGCAAGAUCCAUAAUCUAAUUGAGUGCGGAAUUUAUAUCAUAAACAAGACUAACUGCUUUUUUUCUUUGAAGAAUUAUUUUUUUCAGUCAUGAAUAUAUUCACUGAGCUCUUGUGUGAUUUCUUUUCACAAGAAAUCUUAAAUGGUGUGUAUUAAAAAUUGAAAAUCGUUUGUAUUAUGAAAAAUGAUAAAUCCAUAGCAAUGU